This is a messenger RNA of Symbiodinium sp. CCMP2456, 1785 nucleotides long. NCBI's taxonomy places the organism in Eukaryota, Dinophyceae, Suessiales, Symbiodiniaceae. The record is from the annotation of a GenBank genome assembly.
AUGGGGGCUAAAGCUGCGAAAGCAAAGUCAGUGCCGGGAGGUCCCUUAGCUGAUCUGCCUUCGGAGGCCGCGAGUGUACAAGCCGCGCCGCCAAUCCGAAGCCUGAGAGGUGCCGAGCAAAGGGAGUACACGCAGGAACAGGAGGCGGCUGCUGCCAAAAUUGGAGCUGUUGCAAGAGGCAGCGCCACUCGAUGGCAGGUCAAGCAGGACUAUCACGAAGCAAAACGAACCGUGGAGGGUGAUCCUCUGGAGCCGCCGCUGCUUGGCUUCGCUGACUAUGCUCAGCGAAACUCUUCUAUGCCCUCUGUGCCCGACUCCAUCCGCUUCAAGGUCCGUGAUGUGACCAAACGGAACGUGUUGAAGCAGCUGGGGCACACUGAGGGCGUGAGCCAUUGGAACACCUUCGAAGCCUUGGCAUCGAGGCUACUAGAGAAGGUGUCUGGUUCCGGCGGUGAAAGCUUGCCGCCAGGCCCGAAGAAGCAGAUGUCAAUGGCCCAUCUUUUCAAUGAUGAGGAAGCACUCCGAGCAGAACUCGAAACGAAAGCGGCCGAGGGUUUUGUGGCUCGUCGACAGGACCACUACUUGCUGGGAAAGUACCAGAUGGUGGCAGUGCCGGCAAUGGCCGAUUAUGACUCGGCGUUCGGAGAGGUGCGACCGGGACCGCAGGAAGGCCUGCAGGCAGCAUCCCCACAUCAAAGCUGGGACUGCGACGGUCCCGAGGGUUUCGACGGCUGGUUCUGGGUGCUGCAUGCGGCCGCACCAAAUAUUGGCGAAAGUGCACAGGCAGAGGACUUUCUGGCGUAUUCGGUGGAAGAGGAGGACGUUGACGAAUCGAGCCCCGCACGGACAGAGUCCGUGAGAUCCACCGUUUCGACGGCCUCCAGGUGUUGCUGGAAAGAUCGGCUUGUGCGACCAACGCGGCGGUUGAACGAGGAUCUCUACAUCCAAGACCUACGUCACCUCUGGAGGAAUGUCCUCACAGCUAUGAGACACUUGCAGGUUGAGGACGUUAUUCUUUUCCCAUUCGGAAUGGGUGCUUUCCUGCGACACCUGAACCUAAACGACGAUCGGUACGAGGAUGCGAGCAGCAUGCGAAGAUUGAAACGGAGAAUCGCCGAUGAGCUGAUGCAUGCCAUUGUCGACAUAUGCUCGCCAAAGUCCAGGGCCGCUCCGAAGGCUUCAGCACCGUUCGAAACCAGAGUGCACCUCUGUCUUGUGUGUGUCAACCCAGAGAGCGUAGACAACCACAACUGUUUCGUCGAGGCAGCAGCAGCUCGGGCAAAGGGCUGCCCAGAGCUGAAAGAGAUCCUCCACUUGAGGCGCAACGUCGAUUCCUUGCAGCUAGCCCACGAGCUGGCGAAGAAGUCUGGCUCUGGCAAGCUAAAGGUCGCCCUGCUCAAUGGUGCCAACCGGAAGCUUUGCGGAAACCAUUGGUUUCAAAGUGGGGCUCGCUACGCCAUCGACGAGAACCUUCAUCGUCGCUCUGCAUCGCUUUCCAGAGCCUCCUUGCUGGUCAACUUUGAUACGGAGCCGAGGCCUCGCCGCACCACGCAACUUCAGGAGACCGUGAAGUUCUUCAGUGGAACCGUGGUAAACUUGGCAAAGAAGAUGGAGCCGGAGAAAGUCAGUGCUGUCCAGAAGCAGGAGGUGAAGCCGAAGUCUGCUCCACCCUCCAAGGCCAAGGCGGCCAAGGCUCCGGACCGCAGGCCCUUCUGCCUCUGUGGCCGAGCCAAACCACAGGAGCGAGCCGAGGAGCAGCCGGAGAUGGUUACAGGUACAGUUUGA